Aspergillus calidoustus is the source of this 1875-nucleotide messenger RNA. The record is from the annotation of a GenBank genome assembly. NCBI's taxonomy places the organism in Eukaryota, Fungi, Ascomycota, Eurotiomycetes, Eurotiales, Aspergillaceae.
AUGGGCUCCAGCUACUCAAAGCCAGUCGGCGCCAUCGAAAAGAGAGCUCCUCUCAUCCAACAGAGUGACCUCGAAAAAAAAGAUCUGACAAUCGAGAUCCCUCCACCGUACCAGAUCAUCGAGCGGCCCUCGACCCCGUCCGUCUCGCUGGAUCGCGUCCAGGACUGGACCGAGUCGCUUUUGGACGAUCCCAAGAACCGCCUCGCCCUCUCCAGUCUGGCCACGGCCUCGUACACGCAGGUCCUCGCCAACCGAUCCGCCCUCAACGCCGACCUUCAAGUCUUCAACCUCAAGGUGCCCGUCGAGGGUGCUCCCAUAACCAAUCAACGCUCCUCGGGACGAUGCUGGCUCUUCGCCUCGACGAACAUUUUCCGCUUGCCCAUCAUGAAAGCCUACAACCUGCGCGCGUUUGAGCUCAGCCAGGCAUACCUCUUCUAUUGGGACAAGAUCGAGAAGGCGAAUUAUUUCCUGGAGACCAUCAUUGAGACCGCUCAUGAGGAUUUAUCCGGUCGCUUGGUGCAGAAACUGUUCCAGGACCCCGUCACUGAUGGCGGCCAGUGGGACAUGGUCGCCAAUCUGGUGCGCAAGUAUGGACUUGUCCCCCAGGCUCUGUACCCCGACAGCUAUCACGCGCAAAAUAGCGGCAAGAUGAACUGGCUUAUUACUGCAAAGCUUCGCGAGCACGCGUUGAUUCUGCGUCGCCUCGCGCAAAGUUCGGAUCCCACGGAGCAAGCGCAGAUAGAGUCGGCGAAGCAGCAAUUCCUGCAGGAAAUUCACUCCCUGGUUACCUUGAUGCUCGGGCCUCCGCCGAGCCCUGAAAAGGAGUUUGUUUGGCAGUUCGUUGAUGCCGAUGGCAAGGCCCGAGAGGUCCGGCAAACACCACUCGGAUUUGCACAGCCGGUGAAUAUCUCACGAUCGCAAAGUAAAGUCUCUCCAAGUCGCAUGUUCAGUCUUGUCAACGACCCUCGAAAUGAGUACAACCGUCUACUGACGGUGGAUAAGCUCGGAAACAUCAUCGAGGGCCGCCAACUAGCAUACGUCAAUGUUGAGAUGCCAAUCCUCAAGAGAGCCGUCAUUGCCAUGCUCAAAGCCGGCUCUCCCGUGUUCUUCGGCUGCGACGUGGGCAAAUUCUCCGAGCGCGAGCAGGGCGUCAUGGACCCCGAUCUGGUAGAUCUCACUCUAGGGUUCAACAUCUCACUGGGGCUGAAUAAGGCCGAACGACUUUCCAUUGGCGAAACCGCCAUGACCCAUGCAAUGGUCAUUACAGCAGUGCAUCUCGAGAAUGACCAGCCGGUCCGUUGGCGCGUCGAAAACUCCUGGGGCGAAAGUUCCGGUGAUCACGGAUGGUUCGUCAUGACUGAUAAGUGGAUGGAUGAAUAUACCUUCCAGGCUGUGGUUGACUCGAGCCUUGUCUCGAGGGAGGUCCGCGAGGUCCUGGAGCAGGAGCCAAAGGUUCUUCCGCGGUGGGAUCCUAUGGGUGUUCUUGCUUGAAUCACUGCAUUGAAGGAUUGAAUUUGGCUGGAGAUUGCUGAGGACAGAUUGCUCACUAAAUCCCAGUGGAAUAUAUUAUCAUUACGGAAUUUCCCUGCUUUUUUGGCAAGUUGUGGACAAUGGGCAAUAAACAGAGUCACACCGUGGCGGCUCAGUGGUAAUGAAUAGCUCACAUAAGGCGGCAGGUUUCCGCGUCAGCGUUUGUUUCUUUCUGUCCCCAGAAGCCUGACCAAAUGGCCGAAACAUUGGCAAUAGUCCCUCACAGUCCACAUCCUGGGACAUUGAGUGCUUGAACGGAGUCGACGGGGCGACGGACAGAGCCUGGUGCCAGUGGCGAAUCGGAGGGCACUUUCGACCCACCACAGCAAAAACUUCACAUCCACC